Molecule: messenger RNA, 1892 nt
Organism: Dioscorea cayenensis subsp. rotundata (Guinea yam)
Lineage: Eukaryota; Viridiplantae; Streptophyta; Magnoliopsida; Dioscoreales; Dioscoreaceae
Product: protochlorophyllide-dependent translocon component 52, chloroplastic-like
Exons: 7
Coding region: 41-1642 (533 amino acids)
Molecular function (GO): 2 iron, 2 sulfur cluster binding; chlorophyllide a oxygenase activity
Source: RefSeq, a predicted model, not a curated record
UCCCUCGUUCUCUCUCGCUCUGCUCCACAUCUCGUCUCCAAUGGAGUCCAUCGCCUCGUUCCCAUCCUCUUCUCCCCUCCAUCUCUGCCUCCCAAGCUCCUUCUUGCCUCCUCUCCCUCCUCUUCGCUUCCCUCUUCACCCUCACCGUCAUCAAAGAGCCGCGCGCCUCGUCUCCCACUCUGCUCUCCCUUCCUCCGCCGCCUCCUCCACGCUCUCGACCACCGACACCACCAUUUCCGGCGAGAAGUUCAAUUGGUACGCCAACUGGUACCCUGUGGCACCUAUCUGUGAUCUUGACAAGCGAGCGCCGCACGCCAAACGAAUCCUCGGCCUCGACAUCGUGGUGUGGUGGGAUCGUGUGAAGGAGCAAUGGCAGGUGUUCGACGAUCGGUGCCCCCACCGCCUCGCCCCUCUAUCCGAGGGACGGAUUGAUCAAUGGGGCCGCUUGCAGUGUGUCUACCAUGGAUGGUGCUUCAAUGGCUCCGGUGGUUGCGAGCUCAUCCCUCAGGCCUCUCCUGAUGGUCCGCCGGUUCAAAGAGCUAAGAAGGCUUGUGUUGCUGUUUAUCCAAGCAUUGUGCAGAAUAAGAUUGUUUGGUUUUGGCCAAGCACUGAUCCUCAGUACAAGGAUAUUGCACUGAAGGAGAAACCUCCAUAUGUGCCUCAGCUGGAUGAUCCAUCAUACACCUCUUCCAUGGGAAUGAGAGAUCUUCAGUAUGGGUAUGAAAUUCUGACAGAGAACUUGAUGGAUCCUGCUCAUGUUCCAUAUGCACACUAUGGACUACUGACAAAUCCUAAGCCAAUUGCUCCUAAUGCUAGAGAUCGAGAAGGAGGCAGACCUAUGGAGUUGAUCAUUGAGGUAUUAGAUAAAACAGGCUUCUUCUCAACAAACAAUAUAGGCCACUGCAAGUUCAUAGCACCUUGCCUCUAUUACUCUGUCAUGACCUUAGGUUCCAAUAAUGGAUCAAUUUCCUCGCAGAGCACUUCAGAGGACUCAUCUAAGACGAUCCAAAAACAAAAAAAUUCUCUUCUUGUUUUCCUUUGCGUUCCAGUUAGUCCUGGAAGAAGUAGAGUAAUCUAUGCCUUCCCAAGGAACUUCUCUGUUUGGUUGGACAGAAUUUUUCCCCGCUGGUUCUUUCACAUAAGACAGAAUCUGAUUCUGGAUUCAGACUUAUAUCUUCUGUAUAUAGAGGAACAAAAGAUUGCUGAAGUCGGUCAUUCAAAUUGGCUGAAAGCUUGUUAUGUGCCGACAAAAUCAGAUGCCAUGGUUACUGCUUUCAGGAGAUGGUUAAUAAAACACGCAGAAGGUCGAAUUCACUGGCCUACCAAGUUCAGUAAUUACCUAUCCCCUUCCCUGCCAAAAGAACAGAUUAUGGACAGAUAUUGGUCACACACAGUGCAAUGCAGCAGCUGCCGUGCAGCUUUAAAAUGCAUGAAAGUGCUUGAGAUUUUCCUGCAGGUUUUCUCAGUCAUCUCAAUUGGAAUUUUAGCUGCCAUGAAAGGGAGUUUAGUGUCAACUGUUACAAGAGUUUCGAUCGUCUUUACAGCAGUGCUAUGUUUUCUAGCAUCCAGGUGGCUUUCUCACUUCAUAUACAAGAACUUCUAUUACCAUGACUACAAUCAUGCCUUUGUUUUAAAACAAUGAAAUACAAAAAUUCCCAGCAAUUGCCUUACCUACCAUGCUCAGUUAAUGUAUAACUGAACAUAAAAGGUGGUAUUGUUUAUAUGUUCUUGUAGGGGGGAUAAAAAAAGGUGCAUCCGGAUUAAAAUGUAUAGAAAAAUUACCUUUAUACUCUUUUUCAUGUAUAUAUAUAUAUAUAUAUAUAUAUAUAUGAAUUUCUCAAUCAACUGUAAUCAAAACUUGAAAUUAAAAACAAGUGGUCAUUCUUUCUGCA